This is a messenger RNA of Gymnodraco acuticeps, 5189 nucleotides long. Its product is annotated as centrosome-associated protein CEP250-like. Lineage: Eukaryota; Metazoa; Chordata; Actinopteri; Perciformes; Bathydraconidae. The coding region runs from base 1 to 4701 and encodes 1566 amino acids. The transcript is spliced from 66 exons. Gene Ontology annotation, molecular function: protein binding. The record is from RefSeq and is a predicted model, not a curated record.
AUGUCGACCCUCAGUCGGGGACAGACGGAGGCGUCUUCCCCCCAGGAGGAAGACAUCAGGAUGGGGGUGGAGGAAGUCAAGAUGGAGGACGUCAAGAUGGUGGACGUCUCCUCAGAGAUCCCCGUCCUCUGGGAUGAGCUGCUGGGAUUGAAGGAGCUGGUUCUCAGCCUGAGGUCAGUGGCAGUGUUGCAGCGGUUAGAGCUGAGGAGCAUGGAGAGCCACCUGAGGGACGGAGGGCUGGAGGCCGAGGAGAGGAGGGAGGAGGUGAGGAGGGUGGAGGAGAAGAUGGACGCUGACAGGGAGCUGCUAAUGGAGCUGAACUCAGAUCUGAGGAGGAAAGUGGAGGAGCUGGAGGAGCAGAACAAAGAGGAGAUACCGUUCCUGCAGGAGAGACUGAGGGCGAGUGAGAGCUCAGUGGAGGAGCUGAGGAGGAAGGUGGAGGAGCAGAACGAGCUUCAAGCCGUCAAAGUUUCAUCGCUUGAGUUCAGACUGAACACGAGUGAGGACGACGUGAAGAAGAAACAUUUAGAUCUGAAGAUAAAGGUGGAGGAGCUGGAGGAGCAGCACAACGUUCGAGCCAUCAAGAUUUCAUCGCUUGAGUUCAGACUGGACACGAGCGAGAGCUUAGUGGACGACCUGAAGAAGAAAAAUUCAGCUCUGGCAGGGGAGCUGCCGUUCCUGCAGACGAGACUGAGGGCGAGUGAGAGCACCGUGGAGCAGCUGAGGAGGAGGAACACAGCCGCAUCUUGCAACGGAUCAGCUGAGAUGGAGGAGCUGAAAACGAAAACACGAGCUCUGCAGGGCCGACUGAACUCACUGGAGAAAAAACUGAAUUCAUCCGCAGAGAGAAGCGAGAUCAGCUUCAUACGAGAUCAAGUGUCAGAGAUCAGCAGCAGACUAAACUCCAGCCGCCUUCACCUGGAUGAGCUGAAGAGAAACUCUGCAGAUCAUACCAGUGGACUGCAGUCUGUAGAGAGACACCUGGAGGAACUCAAGACACAAAACACAGUUCAGGCUGAUAACGUUAAACAGCUGCAGGUCAGACUGAACUCUGCUGAGAGUCAAGUAAAGCAGCAGCAGACUGACAAGACAGAUCAAACCUUGGAAGUGAUGAAUCUGCAGAGAAAACUCAAUAUGACUGAGAGUCAGCUGGACAAAAUGAACUCAGAUAUUACAGAACUUGCUGACUCACUUCUUUCAGAGUUGGAGGUGAGACUGGGUGUCAGUGAGAAACAACUGGAAGAUCUGAAGACAGAAAACACAGUUAAAUCUGUUCAACUUUCCAUGAUGGAGUCCAAACUGAAAGACUGCAAUAACACUACAGCGUUAGAGGUCAGACUGAGUGCCGGUGAGAAACAGCUGGAAGAUCUGAAGACGGAAAACACAGUCCGUUCUAUUCAACUUUCCUUGAUGGUGUCCAAACUAACAGACAGCAAUUACACUACAGAGUUGGAGGUAAGACUGAGUAAGAGUGAGAAACAGCUCGAAGAUCUGAAAGCAGAAAACACAGUUCAGUCUGUUCAACUUUCCUUGAUGGGCUCGAGACUAGUUGACAACAACACUACAGCGUUAGAGGUCAGACUGAGUGCCAGUGAGACACAGUUGGAAGAUCUGAAGACAGAAAACACGGUUCAAUCUGUUCAACUUUCCUUGAUGGAGUCCAGCCUGACAGAAACUCAAAACAACACUACAGCUCUGGAGGUCAGACUGGGAUCCAAAGAGACACAACUGGAGCAGCAAACUACAGCUCUGGAGGUCAGACUGAGUGUCAGUGAGAAACAGCUGGAAGUUCUGAAGACAGAAAACACAGUUAAAUCCGUUCAACUUUCCUUGAUGGAGUCGAGACUGAGGGAAACUCAAAACACCGCUACAGCUCUAAAUGUCAGAGUGAGAGCCACUGAGACACAACUGGAGAUAAUGGAGAAUCACAAUGAAGUUAUAGAUGUCAGAUGUGAUGCCAAUGAGAAAGAGAUGGAUGAUCUGAAGACAGAAAACACAGUUCAAUCCGUUCAACUUUCCCUGAUGGGGUCCAGAAUGACAGAGAGUCUAAAAAACGCUACAGCUUUGGAGGUCAGACUGGGAUCCACUGAGACACAACUGGAGCAGCAAACUGCAGCUUUGCAGGUCAGACUCGGUGUCAGUGAGAAACAACUGGAGGAUCUGAAGACAGAAAACACAGGUCAAUCCGUUCAACUUUCCUUGAUGGAGUCGAGACUAACAGAAGGGGAAAAAGACACUACAGCUCUGGAUGUCAGGAUGAGAUCCACUGAGACACAACUGGAGCAGGAAACUGCGGCUCUGGAGGUCAGACUGGGUGCCAGUGAGACACAGUUGGAAGAUCUGAAGACAGAAAACACGGUUCACUCUGUUCAACUUUCCUUGAUGGAGUCCAGACUGACAGAAACUCAAAAUAACACUACAGCUCUGGAGGUCAGACUGGGAUCCACAGAGACACAACUGGAGCAGCAAACUGCGGUUAAAUCCGUUCAACUUUCCUUGAUGGAGUCGAGACUGAGGGAAUCUCAAAACAACGCUGCAGCUCUAAAUGUCAGAGUGAGAGCCACUGAGACACAACUGGAGAUGCUGGAGAAUCACAAUGAAGUUAUAAAUGUCAGAUGUGAUGCCAAUGAGAAAGAGAUGGAUGAUCUGAAGACAGAAAACACAGUUCAAUCUGUUCAACUCUCCUUGAUGGAGUCCAAAAUGACAAAGAGUCUAAAAAACACUACAGCUUUGGAGGUCAGACUGGGAUCCACUGAGACACAACUGGAGCAGCAAACUGCAGCUUUGCAGGUCAGACUCGGUGUCAGUGAGAAACAACUGGAGGAUCUGAAGACAGAAAACACAGGUCAAUCCGUUCAACUUUCCUUGAUGGAGUCGAGACUAACAGAAGGUGAAAAAGACACAACAGCUCUGGAUGUCAAGAUGAGAUCCACUGAGAAACAACUGGAGCAGCAAACUGCAGCUCUGGAGGUUAGACUGGGAGUCACUGAGAAACAGCUGGAUGAUCUGAACACAGAAAACACAGUUCAGUCUGUUCAACUUUCCCUGAUGGAGUCAAGACUGACAGAAAGUCAAACCAACACUACAGCUCUGAAAGUCAGACUUACAAUUACUGAGACACAACUGGAGCAGCUGGAGAAACACAGUGAAGCUCGUGAGGUCAGACUGGGUGUCAGUGAGAAACAUCUGGAGGAUCUAAUGACAGAAAACACAGUUCAGUCUUUUCGAUUUUCAUUGAUGGAGUCCAGGCUGACCGACAUCAACAACAACACUACAGAGUUGGAGGUCAAACUGGGAGCCGGUGUGAAAGUACUGGAAGGUCUGAAGACAGAGCUGGAGGUCAGACUGAGUGCCAAUGAGGAACAGCUGGAAGAUUUGAAAACACAAAACACAGUUCAGUCGGUUCAACUUUCCUUGAUAAAUUCCAGUCUGACAGAAAGUCACAACAACACUACAUAUUUGGAGGUCAAACUGAGAUCCACUGAAACACAGCUGGAGCAGCAAACUGCAGCUCUGGAGGUCAGACUGGAUGUCGGUGAGAAACAGCUGGAAGAUCUGAAGACAGAAAACACAGUUCAGUCUGUUCAACGUUCCUUAAUUGGUUCCAGAUUGACAGACAUCUACACCAACACUACAGAGUUGGGGCUCAGACUGGGUGUCAGUGAGAAACAGCUGGAAGAUCGAAAGAUAGAAAACACAGUUCACUCUGGUCAACUUUUCUACAUAAAGAACAAACUGAUAGACGACCACUACAAGAGUACAGCUCUGGAGGGGAGACUGAGAUCCACGGAGACGAAGCUGCGACAGCUGGAAAACCACACUGCAGUUGAGCUGUCAGGUUUAAAUCUGAGACUGAACGUCGAUGAGGGGCAGGUAGAAGAGCUGAGGACACAUAACACAGACAGACUAUCAGCAGCUGUAAUGGAGACUGAAGCUCACAGCUUUGACCUCUCUGCUCUGAGAAAUGAAACUAAAGUCUUAGAGACACGGCUAACUGAGGCUGGCAGUCGGGUGAUGAAGAUCCAGACUGAAAGUUCAGUUCUGUCUGUUCAACUUUCCUUGAUGGAGUCCAGACUGACGGACAGACACAACGGCACCUCAGAGUUGGAGGUCAGACUGGGUGUCGGUGAGAAACAGCUGGAAGAUCUGAAGACAGAAAACACAGGGUUGGAGGUCAGACUGAGCGUCAAUGAGAAACUGCUGGAAGAUCUGAAGACAGAAAACACAGAUUUUAGCUUCAGACUGAAUGAAACUGAUGACAGUCUACAUCAGCUCAGAAACACCAACUCAGGUGAGCUGAAGGUGGCGUUCUCAGCCGGUUUGACUGAUUCAGGAUCAGUCGGACCUUUCAACGAGGAGAGGACGCUGAUUUUCUCGAAAACAAUCACCAACAUCGGCCAGGCCUACAACCAGACAGCAGGUGUGUUUACGGCUCCGGUCAGAGGACUUUACUUCUUCAGCUUCACGGCUGCAGAUUACCUGAAGGGUUACAUGGGUCUCUACCUGUACAAAAACAACCGGCCAAUCAUCUUCAACCUGGAGCUGAACGACCAUGGUGGCUACGCUUCAACGUCCAAUGGCAUCGCUCUGCAGCUGGACGAAGGAGACAUCGUUCGCCUCAGUCUGCCGGCGAGCUACCGACUCUACGACGACUCCCGAAACUUCAGCAUCUUCUCCGGCUUCCUGCUGUUCCCCCUCUGACAAAACAGACCCAGGAUCAGGGUACGAGUGAGACAUCUUCUCCGACUUCCUGCUGUUUCCCCUCUGACAGAACAGACCCAGGAUCAGGGUACGAGUGAGACAUCUUCUCCGGCUUCCUGCUGUUUCCCCUCUGACAGAACAGACCCAGGAUCAGGGUACGAGUGAGACAUCUUCUCCGACUUCCUGCUGUUCCCCCUCUGACAGAACAGACCCAGGAUCAGGGUACGAGCAUGGUACGAGUGAGACAUCUUCUCCGGCUUCCUGCUGUUCCCACUCUGACAGAACCGAUCCAGGAUCAGGGUACGAGUGAGACAUCUUCUCAGGAAAUAAACUAUCCUUUCAGGUACUUCACCGAAGCUGGAAGACUGGACUUUUUAUUUUGGUAGAUACUUCCUAUGGUUGCAACAAGGAUGGACUAACUUCUGAAGAUCCCAGGAAAAUAAUCAUGUUACAUUUAUGAAGCUAAUAAAAGUUCAUAAACACAGCAA